CCUCUUGUCUUGUUUGAUCAGUUUUAAUUAUAUCAGUUAGUCAGGUUGGCACGUGCUCCUGGGGACUACCAUUUCUUCCUUCCUUCAAUGCCAUAACUUCUCUUCUAUUUUCUGUAUUGCUUUCAUUUACACCACCAUUUGACCAUUUUUGCCUACUUCUUCUUCUCUUGUUUAAUCCUUUCUUCAAGUUAUUAAGGAGGCUCUAGUAGUAGUUGUUUUCAGCAAGAACAAGACAAGUAAUGUAUAGAAAAUAACAGAGCAGAAACAGAGUUAGUUAAGCUGCAAUGGUGAUGGAAGGGAUUGAAGAAGACAUGGGUGAUGGUAAUAUGAUAUGUACAAAUCAUCCUUACAAGAACAAUACCCCAGGUGGGAUCUGUGCUUUUUGCCUUCAAGAAAAGCUUGGAAAACUUGUUUCUUCCUCUUUUCCUUCUGCCAUUUUCCCUUCUUCUUCCUCUUCUUCUACACCUUCUUUUAGAUCUGAUCAUUUUGGUGUACCUACCACUUCCACUACUACUACUACUACUACUACUACUACUACCUCAACUCUACCAUCACUCCAAACCAACCAAACCAACAACAAGAACCAAACAAAUGUUUGUAAUAAUCACUAUGGGAAAAUGAGGAAAUCAAGAAUGCCUUUUCUCUUGAGUAGCCAUUAUAACAAGAAGAAAAAAGAUGGUAAUAGUAAUGGUAGUGUUAUUGCUACUAUGAAGAGAAGCAAGUCUACAACAAUUCCUAGAAAUGGUAUGCAUUUCUUGAAUGAAGAAGAAGAAGACUAUAAUACUCCUCACAGGAGAAGGUUCUGGUCAUUUCUCUACUACUCAUCUUCUUCUAAGCAGCAGCAUUCCAAGAAAACUGAAAGAAACAUGACUUUUCCUUCAGUUGGGAAUGGUUCUAUGAGGUCAAAGAAGAAAGAAGAAGAGUUUGUUGUGGUGGAGGAGAAUGAAAAUGAGAGUAGUCCUGCAGUUGAUAGAAAAGUAUCUAGAUCUAGAUCUGUUGGCUGUGGAAGCAGAAGCUUUUCAGGUGAUUUUUUUGAAAGAAUCUCAACUGGUUUUGGAGAUUGUACUUUGAGAAGAGUUGAGUCUCAAAGAGAAGGCAAUAACAAGUCUAAAAUUCAUCACAGAAACAGUGGUGCAGCAGCAGCAGCAGGGGCAGGGCAAGAUUGUAUCAAAGAAAGAGUUAGAUGUGGUGGACUAUUCAGUGGUUUUAUGAUAACUUCUUCAUCAUCAUCUUCAUCAUCUUCAUCUCAUUGGGUUUCAUCUGAGGAAAAUAUGAAUGGGAAAUCUGGCAUAGCUCCUGUGGGACAACAACAACAACAGCAGCUUGUACAUGGAAGGAACAGAAGUUCUUGGGGAUGGGCAUUUGCAAGUCCAAUGAGAGCUUUCAGUAAGACAUCGUCAUCAAAUGGGAAAAGAGGUGCAUCAAAUAAGAAUGCUACUACUCCUAAUUUGGCAGCUAUUCCUUCUUUGCUGACUGCCAGAGGCUAAAUCAAAAGGGCUCUCUUUUCCUUUAUUCUACUACUUUUAUUUACUAAGUUUAAUUAGCUACUGAUACUACUAUAGAAAUUUUACAUUGUUCUUGUUUGAAAACUCUGUUUAUUUGUCAAGUGUGAUCCAUGCUUAUCUCUUUUGGUAAACAGCCCCUUUUUUCUCCUGCUAUUGAGGUUGAUGUUGAUCUUUUCUUAAUUGUUUUGCUUUUGUGGAGUAAAUAGGAUACCACUUCUUUUUAUGUCUAUUGUAAAAUUGAAUAAUUGAUUGAAUGAAAAUGCAUGUAGUUUAUUUCA
Molecule: messenger RNA, 1783 nt
Organism: Solanum tuberosum (potato)
Lineage: Eukaryota; Viridiplantae; Streptophyta; Magnoliopsida; Solanales; Solanaceae
Exons: 1
Coding region: 285-1487 (400 amino acids)
Source: RefSeq, a predicted model, not a curated record